Molecule: messenger RNA, 510 nt
Organism: Diachasma alloeum
Lineage: Eukaryota; Metazoa; Arthropoda; Insecta; Hymenoptera; Braconidae
Exons: 1
Coding region: 1-510 (169 amino acids)
Source: RefSeq, a predicted model, not a curated record
AUGCCUGCGGAGACACCGUACACACGUCUCAAGGAGGCGCUCGUCGAACGCCUCACGCUUUCCCGGGACUCACGACUCCAGCAGCUGCUCGACCGAGAGGUAUUAGGUGACAGGAAGCCCUCGCAAUUCCUGCGUCAUCUUAGGAGUCUCGACGAUACGGUUCCUGACAACAUUUUACGCAUCAAGUGGCUCAGCCGACUGCCGAUGACGACGCAGUCCAUCCUGGCGUCACAAGCGGACAUGGCUCUCGACAGGCUUGCAACACUCGCCGACAAACUGCACGAGAUCGCAUUUCCGAUAGCCCACAUCAAUGACGUCCAGGAGCCAACAUCCUCAGCCCUCGAGACACGCUUUUCUCGUCUCGAAGCCACAAUCUGCGAGCGCAUCGGCCCUAAAAGGGCAAAGCAUCGCACCUUCUCGCUCCCGCUCUCGAUCCCAUUCUCGAGCAACCUCGCCAGCACCCUACAACAACCAGUGCUGGUAUCAUCGAAGAUACCACGACAGGGCUAG